Lepus europaeus (European hare) is the source of this 4163-nucleotide messenger RNA. It is a transcript of the gene GRIN2C, whose product is annotated as glutamate ionotropic receptor NMDA type subunit 2C. The coding region runs from base 88 to 3807 and encodes 1239 amino acids. Gene Ontology annotation, molecular function: transmitter-gated monoatomic ion channel activity involved in regulation of postsynaptic membrane potential; NMDA glutamate receptor activity. Gene Ontology annotation, cellular component: plasma membrane; NMDA selective glutamate receptor complex; postsynaptic density membrane. Gene Ontology annotation, biological process: synaptic transmission, glutamatergic; long-term synaptic potentiation; excitatory postsynaptic potential. NCBI's taxonomy places the organism in Eukaryota, Metazoa, Chordata, Mammalia, Lagomorpha, Leporidae. The record is from RefSeq and is a predicted model, not a curated record. The transcript is spliced from 12 exons.
CCUCUCGCCUCUGUCCAUCCAUCUCCCGGGGCCCCACCUCGCUCCUUUGUGCCCGCCCUGCUCUCUCCGAAGGACCCUGCAGUGGACAUGGGUGGGGCUCUGGGGCCCGCCCUGCUGCUCACCUGGCUCCUGGGCGCCUGGGCGGGCCUGGGCCUGGGGCAGGGCGAGCAGGCUGUGACGGUCGCCAUCGUGUUCGGGAGCUCCGGGCUUCCGCAGGCCCAGGCCCGGCCCCGCCUCACCUCCCAGAACUUCCUGGACCUGCCCCUGGAGAUCCGGCCGCUCACCGUGGGCGUCAACAGCACCAACCCCAGCAGCCUCCUCACCCAACUCUGCAGCCUCCUGGGGGCCGCCCGCGUCCACGGCGUCGUCUUUGAGGACAACGUGGGCACCGAGGCGGUGGCUCAGCUGCUGGACUUCAUCUCCUCCCAGACCCACGUGCCCAUCCUUAGCAUCAGCGGGGGCUCUGCUGUGGUCCUCACCCCCAAGGAGCCGGGCUCCGCCUUCCUGCAGCUGGGCGUGUCCCUGGAGCAGCAGCUGCACGUGCUGUUCAAGGUGCUGGAGGAGUACGGCUGGAGCGCCUUCGCCGUCAUCACCAGCCUGCACCCGGGCCACGCGCUCUUCCUCGAGGGCGUGCGCGCCGCGGCCGACGCCGGCUACGUGGGCUGGCGGCUGCUGGACGUGCUCACGCUGGAGCUGGGGCCCGGCGGGCCGCGCGCGCGCACCCAGCGCCUGCUGCGCCAGCUCGACGCGCCGGUGCUGGUGGCCUACUGCUCGCGCGACGAGGCCGAGGUGCUGUUCGCCGAGGCGGCGCAGGCCGGGCUGGUGGGGCCUGGCCACGUGUGGUUGGUGCCCAGCCUGGCGCUGGGCAGCACCGACACGCCCCCCGCCGCCUUCCCCGUGGGCCUCAUCAGCGUUGUCACUGAGAGCUGGCGCCUCAGCCUGCGCCAGAAGAUCCGCGACGGCGUGGCCAUUCUGGCCCUGGGCGCCCAGAGCUACCGACGACAGCAUGGCGCCCUGCCCGCGCCUGCCGGGGACUGCCGGGGUCAUGCUGGGCCCAUCAGCCCUGCCCGGGAGGCCUUCUACAGGCACUUGCUGAACAUCACCUGGGAGGGCCGAGACUUCUCCUUCAGCCCCGGUGGGUACCUGGUGCAGCCCACCAUGGUUGUGAUCGCCCUCAACCGGCACCGCCUCUGGGAGAUGGUGGGGCGCUGGGAACACGGCGUCCUCCACAUGAAGUACCCGGUGUGGCCUCGCUACAGCGCCUCCCUGCAGCCGGUGGUGGACAGCCGGCACCUGACCGUGGCCACGCUGGAAGAGCGGCCCUUUGUCAUCGUCGAGAGCCCCGACCCCGGCACGGGUGGCUGCGUCCCCAACACCGUGCCCUGCCGCAGGCAGAGCAACCACACCUUCAGCAGCGGGGACGCCGCCCCCUACACCAAGCUGUGCUGUAAGGGCUUCUGCAUCGACAUCCUCAAAAAGCUGGCCAAGGCGGUCAAGUUCUCGUACGACCUGUACCUGGUGACCAACGGCAAGCACGGCAAGCGGGUGCGCGGUGUGUGGAACGGCAUGAUCGGGGAGGUGUAUUACAAGCGGGCGGACAUGGCCAUCGGCUCCCUGACCAUCAACGAGGAGCGCUCCGAGAUCGUCGACUUCUCGGUGCCCUUCGUGGAGACCGGCAUCAGUGUGAUGGUGGCACGGAGCAAUGGCACCGUCUCCCCCUCGGCCUUCCUGGAGCCCUACAGCCCCGCGGUGUGGGUGAUGAUGUUUGUCAUGUGUCUCACCGUGGUGGCCAUCACCGUCUUCAUGUUCGAGUACUUCAGCCCCGUGAGCUACAGCCAGAACCUCGCCAGAGGCAAGAAGUCCGGGGGCCCAUCUUUCACCAUCGGCAAGUCCGUGUGGCUGCUGUGGGCGCUGGUCUUCAACAACUCGGUGCCCAUUGAGAACCCCCGGGGCACCACCAGCAAGAUCAUGGUCCUGGUCUGGGCCUUCUUCGCUGUCAUCUUCCUCGCCAGCUACACCGCCAACCUGGCCGCCUUCAUGAUCCAGGAGCAGUACAUAGACACCGUGUCGGGCCUCAGUGACAAGAAGUUCCAGCGGCCUCAAGACCAGUACCCGCCCUUCCGCUUCGGCACGGUGCCCAACGGCAGCACGGAGCGCAACAUCCGCAGCAACUACCGGGACAUGCACACCCACAUGGUCAAGUUCAACCAGCGCUCCGUGGAGGACGCGCUCACCAGCCUCAAGAUGGGGAAGCUGGACGCCUUCAUCUACGACGCGGCCGUGCUCAACUACAUGGCGGGCAAGGACGAGGGCUGCAAGCUGGUCACCAUCGGCUCCGGCAAGGUCUUCGCCACCACGGGCUACGGCAUCGCCAUGCAGAAGGACUCCCGCUGGAAGCGGGCCAUUGACCUGGCGCUGCUGCAGUUCCUGGGGGACGGAGAGACCCAGAAGCUCGAGACGGUCUGGCUGUCCGGCAUCUGCCAGAACGAGAAGAACGAGGUGAUGAGCAGCAAGCUGGACAUCGACAACAUGGCGGGGGUCUUCUACAUGCUGCUGGUGGCCAUGGGGCUGGCCCUGCUGGUCUUCGCCUGGGAGCACCUGGUCUACUGGAAACUGCGCCACUCCGUGCCCAGCGCCUCCCAGCUGGACUUCCUGCUGGCUUUCAGCAGGGGCAUCUACAGCUGCUUCAGCGGGGUGCAGAGCCUGCCCAGCCCCGCGCGGCCGCCCAGCCCCGACCUCACGGCCGGCUCGGCGCAGGCCAGCGUGCUCAAGAUGCUGCAGGCGGCACGCGACAUGGUGACCACGGCGGGGGUGAGCAGCUCCCUGGACCGAGCCACGCGCACCAUCGAGAGCUGGGGCAGCGGGCGUCGCGCGCCCCCGCCGUCUGCCUGCUCGGCCCCCGGGCCUGCACCCUGCCCAUGUUCGCCCACUCCUAGGGCGCUCCCCGAACCGAGCCCCAGGGUUUGGGAUACGCCUGGCGGGAGCCGUGCCGCACUAGGGCGCAGGGGCCCGCAGCCCCCGUGCCGCCCCCCGACGCCCAGGCCGCAGCCGCUCGACGUCCUCCGGGUGUCCUGCCGGCCCACCUGGGAGGUACGGUGGCCGGUGCCGGCCGGGCGUGGUGGGCGGCGCUUCUCGGCCUCCGAGCGACGCACGUGGCCGGAGCGCCCCCUCUCCCCCGCGCGCUGCCGCUACAGCUCCUUCCCCCGGGCCGACCGGUCGGGACGCCCCUUUCUCCCACUCUUCCCGGAGCCCCCGGAGCCGGAGGACUUGCCGCUGCUGGCGCCCGAGCAGCUGGCCCGGCGGGAGGCUCUGCUGCGCGCCGCCUGGGCCCAGGACCGGCGCCCGCGCCACGCCUCCCUGCCCAGCUCGGUGGCCGAUGUCUUCAACCGGCCCUGUCCGGGGCCUGUCGGGGGCAGCUGCCCAGCCUGCUCGUGCCCCAGCGGGCGCCUGCCCUGUGGGCGCCUGGUGCAGGCACAGUCCAUGCGGCUGCCCUCCUACCGGGAGGCCUGCCUGGAGGGCGUGCCCACCUGGCGGCCCAGACAGCACACCUGCCUGCACGCCCACGCCCACCUGCCAUUUUGCUGGGGGGCUGUGUGCCCUCAUCUCCCACCCUGUGUCAGCCACAGCCCGUGGCUCACGGGGGCUUGGGGGCCUCCGGCGCAUGGGGGCAGCAGGACCCUGGGGCUGAGCACGGGCUACAGGGACAGUGGAGGGCCGAGAGAAGCCGCCAGGGGAGCCUGUGGGACACAAGACUUUCCGGGACCGUGCACCUGGAGGCGGAUCUCCAGCCUGGAGUCGGAAGUGUGAGUGCCAGGCGCUCUGGUGCCCUGUCUGGCACUGCCCAAAGGCUGGGGCUCUUCCGGCAUCUGCUGGCCCCUCGUGACCCGUGAUGUCUUCCAUGGCCACUUCAGUGACCUCAGCAGCCUAGGUCCUGGUGUGAGACCCAGCCUUUGCUGUCCCCUUGUGCCGCAUCCCACUCACCCAGCCUGGAGGCACAGGAGCAGUGGGGUCAGACUGCAGGAUCUGCCUGCCCGGAGUCUGCCGAUCCUUGGCCAUGGCUGCUGCGGCCUGGGGCGUGGAGGCCAGAACUUGGGGUUGAGGCGAGGCCAAGCCACUCCUGCUCCACCCACUAGAGAGAGCACUGGGACAAUAAACCCACCUUU